This is a messenger RNA of Capsicum annuum, 3015 nucleotides long. RefSeq names its product periodic tryptophan protein 1 homolog. Gene Ontology annotation, cellular component: nucleus. Gene Ontology annotation, molecular function: protein binding. The record is from RefSeq and is a predicted model, not a curated record. NCBI's taxonomy places the organism in Eukaryota, Viridiplantae, Streptophyta, Magnoliopsida, Solanales, Solanaceae. Bases 1071 to 2552 code for a protein of 493 amino acids. The transcript is spliced from 17 exons. Gene Ontology annotation, biological process: rRNA processing.
GAGUAGGUAGUUGAUCUUUUGACUCGAUUUUUUUGGUAGGUUUAGGCUUGGUAGAGCUGGGAGCUUGCAGAGUAGGGUAGAAGAUUAGUAGGUAGUUGAGCUUUGACUUGUUUUUUCGAUGGGUUUAGGCUUGUUUGAGCUGGCCGUUGGGAGCUCGCGGAUUAGAGUAGAAGAUUAGUUCAGCUUUUUCUCGCUUUUCGCAGGUUCAAGCUUGGUGGGAGCUUGGGAGCAUUGUAUCUGUUGUAGUAUUUGUCUUAUGCAUGUCUUUUCUUAGUAGUGGAAUCGCACAAGUGUAUAGACGACCUUAGAUAGGAGAGUCAGAGGUUGCGGAUUAUGGUAGAAGUUUAGUAUGUAGUUGAGCUUCUGACUCGCUUUUGUGGGUUUAGGCUUGGUUAGAGCUGAGAGCUCGCGGAUUAGGAUAGAAGAUUAGUAGGUAGUGGAGCUUCUACUUGCUUUUCGGAGGGUUCAAGCUGGUUGGAGCCUGGAAGUGCUAUGUUUAUUAUACUACUAGUUUUAUGUAGUUGAACUUUGACUCGCUUUUCGGCGGGUUUUGGCUUGGUUAGAGCUGGGCGCUUGCGGAUUAGGGUAGAAUGUUAGUAUGUUGUUGAGCUUUGACUUGCUUUUUGGCGGUUCAGACUUGGUGGGAGUCUGGUAGCGUUGUAUUUAUUGUAGUAUCAGUCUUAUGUAGUUGAACUUGACUCGUUUUUGGUGGGUUUAGGCUUUGUUAGAGCCGUGAGCACGUGGAUUAGGGUAGAAGGUUAGUAGGUAGUUGAGGUUUGACUUGCUUUUUGGCAGGCUUAGGCUUGUUUAGAGCUAUUAGCUUGCGAAUUAGUAUAGAAGGUUAGUAGGAAGUUGGGUUUCACUUGUUUUUUAGGCUUGGUGAGAGCUGGGAGCUCGCGGAUUAGAGUAUAAAUUUAGUAGGUAGUUUUCAUUUGUUCUAGCCUUGAUGGACAGUUACGUGCUACGGUACCUGUUGCCGGUGGGAGGUGGCUAGUUGAGCUUUGACUCGCUUUUCGGCGGGUUUAGCCUUGGUGGGAGCACUGUGUCUGUUGUGAUAAACCAGUGUAAGAAUGAUAGCAGCUAUUUCAUGGGUUCCAAAAGGGGUUGCAAAGGCAGUCCCAGCUGAGGCUGAGCCCCCUUCGAAUGAAGAAAUUGAGGAGCUUUUGAAGAGUGGUCUCCUCGAUAAACGUGAAGAUAGCGAUGAUAAGGAAGCUGAAGAUGAUAUGAAUGUCGAUGAAUCCAAGGAAAAUGAGGAUGAUGAAGUUGCUCAUGCAUUAGUGGCUGCUGAUGCACUUGGAAAGGCUACACAAGUUGCGUCUGUAGGAACCGAUGACAUAACAGAUGGUUUAAAGGAAUUGGACAUGGACAACUAUGAUGAGGAGGAGGAUGGAAUCGAGCUUUUUGGUUCAGGACUCAAAGAUGUGUACUAUGCAAGUAAUGACAUGGACCCAUAUCUCAAGGAUAAGGAUAACGACUCUGAAGAUGAUGACGACAUGAUAAUAAGACCGGAUGAUUCUGUUAUAGUUUAUGCUACCAAUGAGGAUGAUGUCAGUCAACUCGAGAUAAUGAUCGUGGAAGAUUUAUCAGAUGGUGAAAUAAGCAUGUAUGUUCACCAUGCUCUUAUUAUACCUGCCUUUCCUCUUUGCACAACAUGGCUCGAUUGCCCUAUUAAAGGCGGGGAGAGAGGUAAUUUCAUAGCUGUGGGUUCAAUGGAACCAGCAAUCGAAAUUUGGGACAUUGACAUAAUAGACGAGGUGCAACCAUCUGUUAUUUUAGGUGGCAUUGAUGAGAUAAAGAAAAAAGGGAAAAAGAAAUCUAUCAAAUACAAGAAGGAUAGCCACACGGAUGCAGUACUUGGUCUUUCUUGGAACAAGGAAUAUAGGAAUAUACUUGCUAGUGCUAGUGCUGAUCAUUCAGUCAAGGUUUGGGAUGUGACUACCGAAGCGUGUAAUCUCACUAUGAACGACCAUACAGACAAGGUUCAAGCAGUUGCAUGGAAUCCAUUUGCACCACAGAUUCUUCUGAGCGGUUCAUUCGAUCAUACAGUUUGCUUGAAAGAUGGGAGGAAACCCUCUCACAGUGGAUAUAAGUUUUCAGUUGGAGCCGACGUUGAAAGCCUGGCUUGGGAUCCACAUUCGGAGCAUUCAUUUGUGGCUAGCUUGGAGAACGGUACAGUCAGUAGUUUUGAUAUCCGUGCUGCUAGUUCUGAUUCGACUUCCGAGACAAAGCCAAGUUUCACCAUUCAUGCUCAUGAUAAAGCAGCGUCUUCGGUGUCCUUUAAUCCCCUAGUCCCAAAUCUUCUGGCAACUGGUUCCACGGACAAGACGGUUAAAUUAUGGGAUUUGACCAACAAUCAACCUUCUUGUGUCACGUCUAAGAAUCCGAAAGCUGGAGCCGUCUUCUCUGUAUCUUUCUCGGAUGAUUGCCCCUUUUUGCUUGCUAUCGGUGGCUCUAAAGGGAAUUUGCAGCUAUGGGAUAUUUCGUCUGAAGACUCCGUGUUGAAGAAAUAUGGGAAAUACGCUGCACAAAAAAAGGCGUCGCCCAACUCAUAAUCCAAAUGUAAUUUUCAAGAUAUCGAUUAUGAGUGAGCGCGUAUCGUAUGAACAUGGUAAAUUUCGCUGUUGCUGCACAUUGACUGGACCAAGUGAAGAGUUUGGUGGAAUCAAGAUUUUCAUCGAACAUGUAUCGCGACAAAGAUCAGGGUCCAAAUCUUAACUGAGAUUGAAAAAUGCUAGGUGAUCUCUUUCCGUUUGCUUCAAUUUUGUCAGGCAGAGUUAUCUCGUACUUGUGUUGGUCGAAGGUAGCAGAUUACCGAUGAUGUAAUAGCUUACGAUCGAGCUAUUCGAACACGAGUAUUAUCUAGAAAAAAAAGUACACUGAACAUGUUGGUUGAUUUUUUAUUUUUUUUAAUUUACCAAAGUCUAUCAGGGUGAAAUAUGAAAGUAGGAAAAGUUUGUUCUAUAUUGUUAACUUUAAUGUUAUGCAAUUCUGGAAAAUUUUCUUUUUGUGAAGAAA